AUGGGCGAUGCCUUCAUUAAUGAGAUCAAUCAAGCGGUUCUGUAUCUAAGGCGACAGUUUAGUUUCUCCGAUAAUGAACUGAAGUGCCUGGAAGAUGUGAAAUCGUUGAAUGAGAUGUCCUUGGCGAUCCGAGCCAGGCUCAGUGAUGCCGAGGAGAUGGAGGUAGCCAACGAUUCCGCUAAACUUUGUCUUGACAAUCUGAAGAAAAUCUUCCAUGCUAUGGAGGAUUUGCGUGACGAGUUUUUCUAUAACGUGAUACGUUUAAAAUCACAAUGCUCGGAUGUUGGCAUGGUGUGCCAGGAACACAAACCUAGCUCAUCAACUAUUCCCCAUGGAUAUCUGGUCUUUAUGCGUGAUCUUGUCCAAUCAAUAUGGGAUCUGAAGGACAGACAAGAUAAGGAAAUGAUGGAUUGGGAUGCCCACGCGAAAGGACUCCGUGAAAGAUAUCAGCUGAAGCCUACCACUGUUCAUCGUCAAAGCAUCUCGUUGAUGGGGUCAACUUCCCCUAUCGGCAGAGGUGACGACUUGGAGAAAAUCAAGUGCUUGUUGUUCUCAGAGCUUAACGGUCAUGUCAACAUUCCUGUAAUCGCUAUUGUGGGUAUGGGUGGCCUUGGGAAGACUACCCUCACUCAGUUGGUGUACAAUGACCCUCAAGUGAAGAAACAUUUCAAUCUAAGGGCUUGGGUCUGCGUCUCUGAAGAUUUUGAUAAGGUGAGGUUGACGAGAGAAAUGCUCAAGGAUUUGGAGGAAAGCUGUGAUCUUACACAAAUGGAUCCACUUCAGAGAAGGCUGAAGAGCCUUGUUGAUGGGAAAAGGCUUUUGCUUGUGUUUGAUGACAUCUGGGAACACCAAAAUUUUAAUGCAAUUGCCUGGGAGGAUCUAUGUAAACCCUUGCUUAGUGUAAAAGAUGGAAGCAGAAUCAUAGUGACUACAAGGGAUCAAAAUGUUUUGGAUAGAGUAAUAAUGGGAGCUAGUGUGCAUAAAUUACCUCGUCUAAGAGAAGACGAUUGCUUUACGCUUUUUAGUCAGCAUGCCUUUGAGGGUCGGGCCACUGAUAUCGACCCGACACUGCUGGAGAUCGGGAAGAAAAUCACUAAUAAGUGCAGAGGUCUACCACUAGCUGUGAAGACUCUUGGAAGCUUACUGUGUGGUCAAGAUGGUGUGGAGGAAUGGAAUGAUAUACUGAACAAUAGUGGUAUUUGGCCUACUGAUGACCAAAGUAGCAUUAUGCCCAUACUCCGGUUAAGUUACCAGCAUUUGCCUACCAAAGUCAAAAUAUGUUUUAGGUAUUGUUCUGUGUUCCCAAAAGAUUAUAAGUUUUACAAGGAGAAACUCAUCAAUAUGUGGAUGGCCCACGGUUACAUUACUCGAACAAAACGAGGGAAAAAACAGCUAGAAGACAUCGGCAAUGAGUAUAUAAAUGAGCUCUUAUCAAGGUCUUUAUUUGAACAGUCUGAAAAUCCCGACUCAUUUCAGAUGCAUGACUUGAUCCAUGACAUAGCCAGAGAUGUUUCACAAGGUGAAUGGUGGAGUGUGGAGAAUGGUGUGUUCUACGGUAAUCAAGAUGACGGUGUUCAACACUGCUCAAUCAUUUCCACUAAAAGUUAUCCCCAGGAGCAUGUUCAACGGCAACCACAAAUUCGAUGCCUAUUAUUUUUCAACAGCACGUUGAAAUUGUCUUAUAUCAAUGAUUUAUUCAGCAUAAUGAGGCGGCUAAGAGUUCUUGAUAUGAGUUAUAAUCGACUACCGAACCUGCCUGACUGCAUUAGUGAUUUGAAACACCUACGUUGUCUUAGUCUUGAACGUAGCCUCAUCACAGAGCUUCCUGAAUCCGUGGGGAGCCUACAUCUCCUGGAAUCACUGAACUUGAAUAAUACUUGGAUUAGGGUUUUGCCUAGCACGAUUUGCUUCUUGAAAUGCCUGCGUUAUCUUAAUCUUUCUGGGACAUCGAUUGAGUAUCUCCCAGAUUGCAUAGCAAAUCUUUCAAGUCUGAGACGGCUGAUCUGCGAUGAUGAUGUUGUAUUUCCCUCAGAGAUCAGAAACUUGACUGAUCUUUAUACGUUUUCUGAUUCUGGUAAAGGCCGACAUGUUGUAGUCAAAGCGUUUACGGACUUGGUUAAUCUUGAUGAGGCAAGGAAGGCAUCCUCCUACAGCAAGGAACACCUUAAGGUCUUAUCUUUCGUCUGGAAAGACAACCAAUCUCCUAUGGCGGAUCAUAUACAUGGGGAGGUGCUGAAAAUUCUUGGGCGUCCUCCCAAUCUCAGACAGUUGUACAUGCAAGGAUUUGGGGGAAGUUCUCUUCCAUCUUGGUUAACAAGUCCCAGUUACCUUCCUAAGCUCAACCGUAUUGAUCUAAUUAGAUGCAAUAAGUUGACGUCACUCCCGCAUCUUGAAUUCUUUCCAUUUCUGAGGCAUCUGUACAUUAACUCAGCCAAGAGACUACAAGAUAUCGGCCCUCAGUUUUCCUCCGGCAUGACUCGAUUACCGAACAGAGCAGAGCUCCAACCCAUGUCCAGGCCUAUGAAUAUUUUCCUCCGUGCGGCCAACGUGCAUGAAAGUUCCUUUCACCUGUACACGCUAAUUAUUGUGGAUUGUCCAAAUAUAUCAUCCUUCACUGCAGACGAAUUCAAUUAUCUCCGGGUUCUGAAGAUUAUCAGUUGUCCUCAGCUGCACCUUCCAUACCUUGCAGCUCUCAGAUCCCUCAAGCAUCUGUCUAUAAUAGGCUCCCUUCAAGAUAUUCCCUCUCACUUUUCGUAUAAAGGUUUUCUAGAGUUGGAGAGUCUAGAACUGGAAGAUUUACCCAAUUGGAGGUCAUGGGCAGGUCCUGAAGUGGGCGAGUGCCCAAACCUUCGAAAGCUUUCUAUUGUUGGAUGUAACGCUCUGGAGAACUUCUCAAUAUGCUGGCUUCACAAGCUCCAACCCAAUGACAUAUGCGUGAAGAAUUGUAAGAGGUUAAAUAUCCCGAUGAAUGGUACUGUGAAAUUACUUGAUAUGGAGAAAUAG
Messenger RNA from Spirodela intermedia, 3003 nucleotides. The record is from the annotation of a GenBank genome assembly. NCBI's taxonomy places the organism in Eukaryota, Viridiplantae, Streptophyta, Magnoliopsida, Alismatales, Araceae.